Molecule: messenger RNA, 1141 nt
Organism: Chiloscyllium plagiosum (whitespotted bambooshark)
Lineage: Eukaryota; Metazoa; Chordata; Chondrichthyes; Orectolobiformes; Hemiscylliidae
Source: RefSeq, a predicted model, not a curated record
UAUCCCUUUGAGAGUCUGUUCCGCAGCCAGCACUACGCACUUCUCGAUAACAGUUGCCGUGAAUAUCUGUUUCUCUGUGACUUCUUCAUGGUGACCGGGAACUCUGCGCAGGAUCUGUUUAACGCCAUCAUGGGGAAGACUCUCACCAUGUUCUUGAAACACGUGGAUACCUACAUCGCUGAUUGCUUUGACAGCAUCGCCAUCUUCCUGUCCAUUCACAUCAUUCUCCGCUUCAAGACCAUCAUGGCCAAGAGGAAUGUGCCCGCUGUUGAUAAGUACUGGGAGACUUUGUUGGAAAUCCUCUGGCCCAGGUUUGAGCAUAUCCUGGAGUUGAACAUUCAGAGCAUCCGCAACACAGACCCCCAGAAGCUGGGAGCUCUCGACACCCGGCCACACUACGUGAGUGCGGACCCCUUCCCCCACACCCCCAGUCCCCAGCCCUACGUGUGGCUUUGUUUUAAAUGCCUUGUGCUUCUGGUAGUCCAUGGUGUGAGCAGCUGGACAGGAUGCAGUUGUGAGGGGGCCAGCGGACUCUCACCCUUCUAUCUGAGUAGAGCCCGGACGGCUGUGCUGUGUCCCGUUUCUCACCCUGAUCCCGUUUCCUCUUUUCAGGAGCGAGCGGCUGACGACAGUAAGGAGGUGGAGAGCUUCCAACAACUGCUCGCUGCCAGGACCCAGGAGUUUAUUGAAGAGAUCUUGUCCCCUCCGUUCGGUGGGAUGAUCUCCUUUGUUAAGGAGGCCGAGCUUCUCAUUGAGAAGGGGCAGAUGGACAAGCUGAAAGCUGAGGAAGGCAGAGUGGUGCAACUGGUACGAGGGUUUGCUGGGACCUGGAAGCAAUCUGUCGAGAAUCUCAGUCAAGAUGUUAUGAGGUCUUUCACCAACUUCAAGAAUGGGACAGGAAUCAUCCAGGGUGCUCUUACCCAGCUGAUCCAGUACUACCAUCGAUUCCACAAGGUCCUGUCUCAGCCUCCGUUCAAAAACCUCCCUGUACGCUCCGAUCUCAUCAACAUCCACCACCUCAUGGUUGAGGUGAAGAAACACAAACCCAGCUUCUGAACAACCAGCUCCCUCUCUGUCCCUCUCUGUCCCUCUCUGUCCCUCUCUGUCCCUCUCUGUCCCUCUCUGUCCCUCUCUGUCCCUC